GUUGGGUUCCAACCUUUCCCGGGAGAACAAGUAGGAGGAGUCUCUCUCUCGUUCUCUCCUGCUGCUGCAUGUUAGAUAUUCUCUUUUUUUUCCCCGUUUCUUUUUUCGUGUAUAUUUGAGUCAAUUUAUUCUUUUUCUCUCUCUCUCUCGGCUUUCGCCUUCGGACUCCACCUGGGAGAAGAAGCAGCAGCAGCUCACAGAGGAUAGCCCAGCAGCCACCACCAACUUAUUACCCUCACUGAGUCUCAAGUGAAGAGAAGCAGAGAAAAAUUCGUGGCCAAAACCGUCGUCACCUUGUGUGCAGUGUGUGUGUGUGUGUCCGUGUCGUUCGUUUUAUUUUUCACGUUCGACUCACCCAAAUCUCCCGCCGAUUACCAGCCCAGUGCAAAGAAGAAAUCCAAAACUAAACACAAAUUCCAACCCCAAAAAGUUUAGUUUCAAUUUCAAGUGAUUUGAUCAGUGCCGUUAUUGGGUGUUGUAACGUUUGACAUAAUUCAUUUGGAUGUACAUCACGUCGUUACGAUGACAGGUUCCUAACGAGAAAGGAAAUCACAAACGAACAUCUAGCGAGAACAACUGCACUGGCAAAAUUCAGGGAGAUUGUGGGUUGUUCUUCAUCUUCUUAUGGACUUGAGUCCUUGCAAGUCGUGAAACGGACAUGACCACCUUCGCAGCGACGGCCACCAAGACCAACCAGCCGCUUCAGCUCUUCACGAUGUUCCCGCCCGGCGGAGCGUCGACUUUGAAAGGGUUUGCAGCGCCGGCGUUUGGAACUACGACGACGACAACAGCAACAGCUGGCGGAUCGGAUCCAUUGCGGAAUCACCACUUUCGGGGUAGUCACGGCGACGAGGAGGGAGAAGGAUCGGGAGUCGAUCCUGGAUUGCCUCCGGCACUCUUUGCGGAUGGCCCGACACCCCACCCGCCUCUGAGGCCUGUCCGCCACGUCCAGCACGCCACCCAGUGGGCGGAAUCGAAAACGACAGUGGCUCCUGGACUGAUUGUCCGAUCGGCGACGGCCACUGUCAACACGACCCAGUGGAGCGAAUACUCGACGACCGUGACCGAGGACCGAGUCUUUCACGGCCGCAGCUCGUCCAGCACUCAGUUCCAGACCAUCCGCAGCAAUUCCGGCCCAUCAGCGGCGGCGGCGCCCAAUUCUUCGGUGAUGACUUCGGCCCAGUACCUGGACGACUUGCAGUUGCCGACUCAGCAGCUGGACUUGGCCGCUCAGCUGGGUAAAGGAUCCAUCGCCCGUAAAGGAUCGCUGGGAGGCCGGAGGCCGCCGACGAUUCGAUAUCGGCGCGUCAACAGUCAAGGAUCGCUGCCUUACGAGGAGCACCAACAACUCCUGCAACAACAUCAACAACAGCAACUGUCGGCUCCUACAGGAUCGUCGGCUCCAUCGAUGAAUGGAACCGAAUCCAUCCGCAGCGGUAGGAGUAGAACGCCGCCACCUCGACCUCCUCCGCCUGUCUUCCGGCAACAACAACAACAGCCACCGAAGCCGCUGGACCUGCAACAACAACAACCGGUCCCAGUGACAGCGGCAGUCACUUUACAACUACCGCCGCAGACGGACUGGAAUUGCAGUCGGUCUGGCACUCCGCCUUCCCUGCCGGCCAACAGUCCGCCGCCUCUUCCGGAUCGGGAAGAUUUGGAUUUCGUCAUGGAUGAAGUGUCCUCUUCCGCUUCAGUGUCGUCGUCUUCACCGUCUCCUAUUCCCGGCAUGACGGACGUCGUUGAAAUCAACGACAAGGAGUCGGUUGGAGAGGACGGAGAAGUUGUCAGGAGACGGACCAUCAUCACCUUAGGGCCCCGGGUGGUGGUUGUUGGCACGGCUCCAUCCGCCGCUGGAGGCGCUGAGGGAUCGUCCAGCAGCAUCAACAUCACUUUGCUCAACGGAGGGCCAGUCACUUCCAGUCAGUCGAACGAAUCCAAAGCGACGACAGAACAUCAUCAGGCCGUUGCGGCUCCUGAUGACACGCCCCAACGUGCCAACGCUCGGGCCAGCGCUUACAACGCCCGCCGGACCAUCGAACAAAGACGUCAGCAACAACAACAGUUGCAACAACAGCAACAGGAAGAUGAACAAGAAGAAGAGGAUGAAAUUCAGGAGCUGGAACAAGGAGAACAAUCGCCGGCGCCGGUUGUUGUAACGAAAACUCCGCCGGCCUCGACGUACCUGUACGGCGAAAAGGGGAGUCCGGCUUCCAGUUUUGGUGGUUCUUCAUUGCGCACCAUGUCCAUCUCCAUGUCGUUUGACGAUCUCGACGAGACCAACAGCAACGCCUCCAUGACGGAGCAGCAGCGCAUGAGAUCCGGCGGGCGGAACAGGUCGGAGGCGUGGUACGAGCGCCGCCAAUCGUACGGCUUUGAAGCGGCCGACAAGCUUCAGAGUUUGCUCAACACGUCCGGCAGUUCGGAUGUGCCGUCCAUCACCGGGACGGCCGUCAGCCGCUCCUGCGACAGUCUCUGCUCCACCGUCCGCUCGACGUCCAGCGCCAUUGAGAAAAUGAUUCCGCCCUGGAUCAAGAAUCCUUCGCCCAAACAGGCCGAAGAGGAGACGGGCAAAUCGCCGACCGGCUCUUCUCGCCUCUCGUAUUUCGCCCAGUCGAUUGAUGACGUUUCGGCGGAUGACGAGUCGGAAGAAGAUCAUCUCACGCAAAAGGAUACGGUUCGUGAAUCCGGAACGCCUUCCUCGGUUGCCACUGAGCACAAUAAAACGACCGCCCAACCGAGACGGACACCGACUCCGACGUCCGUCCAGCGCUCCGAGAGCAGCCGCUCGGCCACGAACGUGCUGGAAGAGGCGGAACCGAUUUGGUUAAGAGAUUUGAGGGUCCGGCGGAGUUUGCGAGACGGACGACGGAAACCGCCCGUCAUCAAGUCGCCACCGCCGAUCGAGACGCCCGUCUGGUUGGGUGUGAAACUCCGACCCACUGGACUUUCCUUGAUCGAUCCCGAUCCUUCCGCCGGACCGACUUCCUCAACUUCCCACCUGCCGUCGCCGACCAAGCCGCACAAUUACACGCCCAUCUUCACGUUCACCAACACCAGCACGACCAGCAAGAUCCAGCAGCAUCUGCGCAACUCGCGCGAGAACCUCCUGGCCAGUGCCCAGUCAUCGCCCGAACCCGCCCGGAAGAAAUCGGAAGAGAAACCACCGGCGCCUGCAGUAACGACGACGUUGAAAGUGUCCGUCUCGAGUCUGGCGUCGUCCAACGAGUCCAGGGAAGAGCUGGCCAAUCACCAGACGGUCAUCGAAUCCUGUCACAACAACAACACGACAACCUUCCGCGUGGUUCCGGCCAAUAAAGCCAAUGCGAAACCGGUGCCCAGCAGUUCCAUCGUUAUUGUCAAUUCUUCGCGUGAGAGUUUGCACAGCAUCGGCACAGCGGACAAUGCGUCAUCCUUUAGCUGCGAGACGGGCAACAACAACAAAUUGAACCACCACAAGUCGAUCGAAUUGAUGCGGAUGCUGGAAGAGACUCCGCUGGUGUCGACCAACGGCGUUCCUUUAAGACACGACCGGAUGGAUUCGGCCUCUGGUGUCAACACGGAAACCGGGUCCGUCUAUUCGAUGGGCGACUGGACCGAGUGCAGUUCGACCAUCGCUUCCGUCAAGAAUUCCAACGAGGAUCUGACGCAAAUCAACCAGACGGAAGGGCAAAGGAAAGCCAAAAAAGUCGCGUUCGGGGCGGAUGUGAAAGAGGAGAGCGACCAGAAGAGAUCCAGACCUCGAAGGAUCCGAUCCAGGAGCCCCGAGUCGCGACUGCGCGAAUGGCAAGAGCGGCUGGAAGAAGUGAAAUCCACCAUCAUCCACCAUCACCAAACGGCCACAGUCAAUCAGCAUCCGGAAUUUGGCGUCGGAAUUUGCAUCAGCGCACCCACCAGCGGCGGAUUGCCGCUUCGGAUGUUUGGUGACGACAUCAAGGAUACGAUCCAGCAGCAGCCGGAAUCGAGUGCAUCAACCAAUCAUUUCGCUUCUCAGUCUUCACCUACCAGCGAUACCUUCCGGUCACUCCUGCAGCCUAGAAAACCCUACACCAUCACCCCUACGGCUGUUGUUAAUCCGGCGGUGACUACUCCGGUGGUGAAGGAAUCGGUGGUUAUCGAUAGUUAUCCGCCAUUGAUGAAAGCUUACUCUACUGCUCCGCCGGCGGAAGUGUCACCUUCCAGACCGACGCCCAUGGUCAUCCGCAACGGAAUUGUCAAUUUCGACUCUUCUGUUGAGCGGAAAAUCGUCAUUUUGGAGGAGAAGGAAACGAUUCCGGCGCCCAAGAGCAUCUUGAAGAAGAGGAGCGUUGAGAAUUUACUGGAUCUUGACCGGAACAGCGAACCCGUGAUCAAAGCGGCGGUUAUUCCUGUGAUUCCGGCUGCCAUCCCAGUGAUUCCGGUUCAAGUCGUGACGGGAAGUCAGUCUGUCCAUUCCGGAAUCACCGUUUCCAUGACGAAUCAGAAGAAAGAGCCUCCGCCGGAACAGCAGGAGAUCCUGCCGUGGCGGAUUCAUUUGAAACACGUCGAACAACCGCCGACGAUCAAUUCCGUCGCGAUCCAGCAACAGCCGCAGCCGGAAGUCGUAGUACCUCCGUGGAGAAUCGAACUCAACCGGAAGAAAACCCCGCCGUUUGUCCCCCGGGCGUCCACUCCGGAAAACUUCUUUUCCCGCGGUCGGUCGCCAGCUUCAUCCGAGUCGUCGGCCACUUCGAUUCCGGGCAUGUCGGCGGCUGAGCUCAUCCGCAACCUGCGCCCCAAUCCGGUCAUGAUGGUAGCCCGUUGCGAAGUCAGAGAAUCCGUGUUCCGGCCGCCAUCCAAUUCGAUUGAUCCGGAAGCGGAGACCAUUGUUCCGCCGGAAUCGGAUCCUCAAUCAGUCAGAACCGAUCACGGCUACCACUCGCUGGAGCCGGAAGCGGAAUCCAGCCUCAUCAAGCGCCACCACAGCUCCUCUGCUCGACAACAGACGGCGGUGGAUGAAACGAAAACGAUCGACGAAACCAUCGCCCAGCUCAACGAAACGAUCGAAGAAAUCCGUUCGCUGGACCGCACCGAAACCACGGAAUUCGACCGGAAUGCAAUCCACUCGAUUCCAGUCGAAGUCGUCGCUCCCAAGAUGAUGGAUUUCACUCCGGCAGCCAGCAGCAGCCCGGCCAAGAAUCACGAAAAACCUUGCGCACCUCCCGCUGGACUCGUUCACUCCAAAAGCGCAUCGAAAUUGCCGGAGAAUCGAUUCGUCGUCCGCGAAAUCCGUCCGUGCAGCGCCGUCCAAGAUUCACGCUCGUAUUUCCAUUCCACGACGUCAUCCAAAGAGACUACGCACCAUCAUUCGACAGUGACAUCCAAUCGUCGUGAUUCCGUGGAAGCGGAAGGGCCGGAAGCCAAGGCGGCGUCGGCCAAUGCCCAAUUACAGCGCCUUCGGGAAACCACCAAGUUGCUGGCGGAUGGGCAUCCGCAGCUUCGGGCUGAUCCGACUCUAAGCCCGUCGAGAUUGAUGCAAACGAACGAGUCCAAUAACCAUAACAGGAGCAGCAGCACCAACAACACUAGCCACAAGAACCAAAAUGGCGACGUCACGACCCCGACGGUGAUGAUGACGCCCGUCAAACUUCUUGCAAGCCCCGAGCAAAAGGGGCGGCUGUCGUUCGUGAUGGCCUCGGGAGUCGAAGACGAUGACGUGACGGCCGCUCACCCAACCACCCCUACCAUUCCAGUCGUCCAUCAUAAACCAGUCGAAGUGCCGGAAUUGGCUGAUUCGAGCGUGGAAGAAUUGCUGAGCAGGUUCGAGAAAUCGGCGGAUGAUGUUCUUCCAGAUCCGCCUUUAAUCCGCAAAAGCAGUUCGGCCACUUCGAUGACAUCCAGCACGUUCAACAGCAGCCGCAGCAGCACGACGACCAAUCAAUUGCGGACGACGCAGUUUACGAAGCAAGUGAAAAAGUCCAGUGUGACAGCGCCUUUGGCUGUUGGAAUGAAUAAGCCCCUGCCGGCCAAACGAUCCAAUUCCAUCGAAUUGACGUCAGGUAUGCCGGAAGAGAAGGCCGCCCUGUUAGUGCGGAAAUUUUUCGGCAAUUCCGUCAUCGAAACGAAGAAAUCUCGGAUGGCCAAGACAGAGACGAUCAUGGAAGAGUCGAGCGAGCUGGGCUUUUCUUCCUCCUUUAGCGAAGAAAAGAGUUUGCUGGAAGUGGCGGUGGAAACGUUUUCUUCUCCGACUCCGCCGCCUCCGGCGGAGGACCCGUCCUUCGUUGAUUGUGACGAUUUCUUCCAUCGCCCGUCCAGCGAAACGGAAGGAAUGAGCACUUCGUCUUUCGGUUCCGUCCUGGAUGUCAUGACGGACACGACCACCGAUGACGAGCGGAGCAACCGCACGACUUCAUCCAUGACGAUGACCAACACGUCGCGCUACUCGAGCUGCAGUGAGCGCAGCGUCAAACUCAGCGACAUCAUCAACCGGCAGGAUAGGCCAUCCUUGCUGGAUUCGGUCCCUUCCUCUUCCGCCGUCACGCCUCUGAUGGAUGAAUAUUCUUGCGCUACAUCCGAAUCGGCUUCUAUCGCCAUUAGUUUGUGUCAGACGACGACCGACUCCUCGUCGACAGGAUCGGCUUUCUCCAGGUCGGGAUCCAGCAGCAUCCGCCGGAAUAAAACCCAACGACAUCCAACUGUGAUCAGGAAAGAUAAGAGUGGCGUUCCGGCAGUUUCUGUCAAGUCAUCGAUUAGGUCACCUACCAGCAAGAGCCGAGGUGGGGCCAGCACUCCUUCAAGAGGAAGUCAUCACCGAUCCUGCACAGCCUCUCCAUCAACGAGCUCGACUCCGGGAGUCCGGCGCCGCUCCAACGGCAGCAGUAGCGUCAAAUCCACCGGAGACCCAGUGAAAACGGUUCCUUCCGUCACCCGAUCCAGUAAAAGCGCCAGUUCUCUGGCGGCAGCUCCUGUCCGGCCUCCUCGAGCGCUCCAGCAGGUCAACCAGUCAACGGAAGUGAAGAGGAGGAGUCUGAGGACCUCUACCAGUGGCAGCACGCUUCGAAACGCAACUGCGGCUUCAUCCGCCAAGUCUCCAGCGGCAGCUUCCGCAUCGAGGAGAUCGCCCGCUCCUCUGGUGGAUCGCAAGACCAGCGUACCUAGCGGAGGAGUUCCUUUGGCCAACAGGACCAACCGUUUAGUGACCAUCACAUCCUACAAAAGCCGGAAUUCCGCUUCAGCCAAACCGGAUGAGAUUUCGGCCGUGAGCGGAAUCAAAGUGACGCCGGUCGCAGUAGGUUCUGGUCAUUACAAAAUCCGGAUGGAUCAAAGGAUCGCAGCCGCCGCAACAGAAAAAGCUUCCAAAACAUCAACUCAGAAAAUCUCCACUUCACAACGAACGACGGGGACCAAGACAUCGACGACAUCGGAAAAACGAUCCAGCACCACCACCACCACAACCUCCAGCCGGAAUUCGACCCUGAAACAACAGUCUGACAAAUGACGACGAAACGAAAAUAAAUAGCCUAAAAGUAUGUUACAAAUUCGUGAUGCAAAUGUUGGAGAAAAAGAGUUUGCGCAAUUUAAAAAGAAAAGAGUCGAUGUAGUAUAUAGGUUUCGACGGCGUUGAAUUACCAUCAACGGCCAAUGUACGACGAAUAGCUUGUCAUUAUCAAAGAUGUUUGCAUAUAUCUACUAAAAAAAAUUAAUAGUUUUGUUUUGAAUUUUUAUAAAUUGGGGAUACACCUUUCACACUCUAUAUCUAUGCUAUAUAUGCUCUGCCUGUCUUUGUUAUAUAUAAUACGUGUCUCUACUUUUCCCUCUCCCUGAAUGAUAUUCCGUAUGUAGAAUUGAUAUAUAUGCGGGUCUUGUACGAUGGAUGGCGAAUUCUCUACGCAAGAACAAAGUAUAUGAUUGCAGUACAUACAGUUCGACCGGCAUGUAGUCGUUGAUGACAAGAAA
Molecule: messenger RNA, 7914 nt
Organism: Daphnia pulex (common water flea)
Lineage: Eukaryota; Metazoa; Arthropoda; Branchiopoda; Diplostraca; Daphniidae
Product: mucin-5AC-like
Exons: 9
Coding region: 659-7456 (2265 amino acids)
Source: RefSeq, a predicted model, not a curated record